GCACAGCGGACGCAGUUCAGAGUGGAAGAGUCGAAAGUCGAGAGUCGCAAAGGGUUCGACGCGUUAGCCGGAACUACAUAAAUAUUCAACAGCAGCUGUUCCAUGUUCGAGCUAAACAAUUUCCAUAUAUAACGUUGGGACACUAACAAGCCACGCCCCCCACCAUGGGCGCAACAAAUCCUCCGACAGCUAUCUGCCUGCUUUUGGUGCUGAUCAUAGCUCAGAGUCAGGCGGCAAGGGAAAAUCCACUCAAGGAUCCGCGAAUCUGCGGUCGUCCGCAGUGUGAGAAGACAAAUUCGAAAUUCGGCUAUGGUGAAAAUGUCUACAAAUAUGAUUAUACGGUCGCAUUGCGUACGGAAUUCGCCGGUUCCGGCGAUAACAGUUCCGAUCUGUUUUUAAAGGCCAAUUUGGACAUUUUCUUUCCCAAGCCCUGUGAAGGCUAUCUGCGUAUCAAUACCGUCAAGCUUUACGAUAAGUUGCAGGAAAUCAGCAAUGACAGCGCUGGCUCUGAGGAAAAGCCCAUCAAAGAUGUAUAUGACUACUAUGAUAGCAUAAACAGCGAUACUACUCGAGAUGAUGAAGAAGCAUUACCAGACUUCGAGAAUAUGCAUCCCAAGAGCAGCGAUUUGGCCAUUGACCUGACUAAAAAUCUGCUGCGCUUUGCCUUUCACGAUGGUCUCAUUAGCGAAGUCUGUCCCACAGAGCUGGAGACCCCUUGGGUUCUGAACUUUAAAAAGGGCAUCCUGUCCAGCUUUCAAAACACCAUGCUGCGGUUCGAUGUGGACUUAAAUACCACUGAGACGGAUGUAUCCGGCGACUGUCAAGUGCAAUAUGCGCUGGAAUCCACCGACAGCGUCUAUGUGACCAUACGCAAGACCAAGGAUAUAUCCUCGUGUCGACGACGUUAUGCCACACAAUCAGUGCUCCAAACGACGCCGUACACUUUUCGGGACGACAAGACCAUUUGGCCCAUCUUGAAUUCUCAGAGUUAUUGCAAUUUGACCAUUGACAACAACGUUUACCGAGAGAUCAGUUGCAUGGAGAGCCAUCUGCUGGUUCCCUUUUCGAAUGGCAGCUCUGGCGCAUUGACCACCACGCGAAGCACUCUGCGGCUGGAGGGCGAGGAUACCUACAGCUUAAGUGAAUUUUUGGAGAAAAAUAUCGAACUGGUUGAGAGGCGUUCUGCGCUCAUAUUUGAUCACACGCCGCCUGUAAAGCCCAGCCAUGAUGAGAUCAAGGCAGCCCGUGAGCUACUGGUCCAAAUGUGCGCCGUCGGCUUCCCCAAUAUACAACGCGAGUUUAUCGAUGUGUUCACAAACUUUCUGCAAACCUCAAAGAGUCUCGACUACAAGACGCUGACUGUGCUAUUGCAGCGUGCGGCGAGCAUUUGCCCACAGGGAAAGAACCACGUGCUCGAAUCGCUGCCCUAUAUUGGAAGCACUGCGUCCUAUCAAGUGAUGCGCGAUCAAAUUGUGAACGAGAAACUAUCUAAGGAAAUGGCGCACAGCUGGAUGACCUCGCUGUCAUUUAUUACACGACCCGACAAGGAGACACUGGAAACCUUCUACACCAUUCUAGACUAUGCGAGAAACAAACUGGACCCGGAGUACACACUGGGCGCCACGGCUGUUGUGCACAGCUACUGCAAGUAUCACGAAAACUGCGAGGAGGAUCUCAGGGUUGCGCAAAUUGUCAAUCUACUGGAGACGGAGAUCCUCAGUCAGUUCAAAAGAUAUCGCGGUGAUCGCAAGCAGCGCGAGCGUUUGAUUAUACUGCUCAAAGGCCUGGGCAAUAUAGGAGUUCUAUCCGCCCGAUUUGCGGAGCAAUUGCAGCUGAUUAUUAAGGAUAAUGUGGUCCCAGUGGACAUACGUCUGCAGAGCAUUCUCGCCUUCAGGCGCGUCAAUUGCCUAAAGUAUCGCAGCUAUUUCCUGGACAUCUAUGGCAACUACACGUUCAAUUCGGAGCUGCGCAUCUACAGCUACUUGCAGACCAUGCGCUGUCCAGAUUAUAUAUAUAUUGGUGCAAUCAAGUCCAUACUAGAGCAUGAGCAGAUCAAUCAGGUUGGAUCAUUUGUUUGGUCUCAUCUAACUAAUUUGGCCAAGUCCAAUUCACCGGUUCGCAUUGAGGCGCAGGGCUUGCUGCUGAACGAUGAGCUCGCCGAUAAGUUCAAGAUGGAUAUACGCAAGUUCUCGAGAAAUUAUGAGCACAGCUUGUUCUUUGAUGAAUAUAAUUUUGGCACAACAACCGAUGCAAAUCUUAUUUUUGGCACCAAUUCCUACCUACCGCGCAUAGCCAGUGUUAAUUUUACCGCCGAUCUAUUUGGCCAAUCUGUCAACUUCUUUGAGUUCAGCGCACGCGCCGAAGGCUUUGAGGAGCUGGUGGCCAAUGCUUUUGGGCCCAAGGGACCUUUUAAUGGUGAGCUGUUGCGUAAGAAGCUCUCCUUUUUCAAUCGCUGGCUGGGCAAUGAGAGCGCAGAGGAGGAUGACACCUUGGAGAAUCUGCUCAGCUUGGAGAGCUUGCGUCUGAAGCGUAAAGCAGCCGACACCGCAGAGUUGGAGGAAGAGCACGAAUACGAAUACGAAGAGGAGCUGCAGGACUCCACGCGAUCCAAACGCAACGCAGAUGCCUCUGCAACGGCACGCAAACAAGGCAUCGAUCGCAAUGUUGAUCAACUGGGCUACAAGCUGAAAUACGACUACAACAAUCCCCGUGCGCAGUUUGGGCUGCGCGUCUUUGGCAACGAUCUGCGCUAUUACAAUAUCGAGUCCAUGGCCGAGGUGGCGCUGCUAAUUAAACAGUUCAAUCCCCUUUACCAGGCACAGAAGCUGCUGUCCGGCAAGCCUUUCAGCUAUACAAAGUCACGUGUAUUUUUGGACGCCUCAUAUAGCGUUCCUUUGGCUGUGGGUAUGCCGCUGGCUAUACACGCGUUUGGUGCUUCUUCUGUGGACCUGAGCAUAUCUGGCAAUCUGGAUAAAUUGGACGUUGAUUGGCAUUUCGACGUGCAGGGACGCUUUAAGCCAUCUGUGUCCGUGGAUGUCAUUACCACGAUGCAAACAGACAUGUACUGGGGCCAGUCGGGCAUUAAAGUCAAGAGCAAUUUGUACUCCAACUCAGAGGUGGAGGCCAACUUAAAGAUGCGUGGCCGCAAUCUUAUUUCCUUCUCCUUCAACCUGCCGCAGGAUAAAAACGAAAUCUUCAGCGCACGCUCUGAGCUCCUGGUUGUUAAACACGAUCGAGAUUUGCCCCAGCCUGGAAUUGAGAAGCGCAGCUCCAAUUCCACAUGCACCUGGCCCGUGCUGGACAGUGCCAUUGGACUGCAAAUGUGUUCGCAUUAUAGUGUGCCCGAUCUGAGCAAUGCGACAGCCGCUUAUCCCAGUUUGUUGCUAUCUGGUCCGCUCAACUUUAGUCUUAUACUCAAGAAAUCCGAUUUGACCGCCAAGAAAUAUGUAUUUGAGUACAAUUGGGAUCAGCAGGAAGAGGAAAACAACUUUACGUUAGUGUUCACCACUCCUGGCUCGAAAAUACCACGCAUCCUGGUGGCCAAUUUGACUAGUCUAUCGAAUGCCUUCAAUGCAUCGGUGGCCUUCGUCAAUGGCAAGAGUCGUGCAUCCGCCGGAUGCAGCUAUGAUGGCAAUCCUGAAUACAGGCGCCUCGAUGUAUAUCUGGACAACAAUGGUAAUCGAUCACUGGAUCUGGCCAUGGAGCUUAGACGCUAUCAGGACUUUACAGCCUGGAUUUAUAAGCCACGCAUGCUUUUGAUCAUCAACGGUGUCAAGAUUACCGGGGUGGUCGGCUCCAUCAAGAUCAAUGAGAAGAACGGUAUUAAGCAGCACGAUGUGGAUCUCUCUUUUGAAACAAAGAAGCUGCAGGCGCUGGUCAGCGGCAACAUAGUGCAAACCGAAGUCACAACCUCAACAAACAUGACCGUGAAUUACAGGUUCCAGGCAAGCAAAAUCGAAACUAUUAACUUUGCAGGUCGUCUGGUUAAUAAUGGCGAUAAAUCGAAAACUGAAUAUCGUGGAAAUGUGAAGCUACGCACAACUGCCUAUCCAAAACUGAACUUUGCCUCGAAUGCCACAUGGCUCAGCCUACAAGGACAUACCGAGGGCGUUCUGACCUACAACAAUGCACCCAACUAUAUCAAUCCCAAUCACACCAGUAUGGUAAGGGUUAUCUUUGCGCGUUCCAGCUCCGAAGAUGCCAUUUUGGAGGGCUCGCGCACGCGCGCCAGCUUGGAGCUAAAGCUGCCCAGAUCGAAGAUCGACUACCGCAUAUUGGUUAAGCAUGAGGAGCGCAGUAAAAACGGCACCGAGCACAAUGUUAUCGUGGGUCUCAAGUAUGCGCCUGAAAAGGAGAUAACCGGGCUGUUUUCCGUACACUUGCCGCGUCGCAGCCUCUUCGUGAUUGAUGCCUACAUGAAUGUGUCUGUGCCGGAGUUUAAUUCCUGCACAGCUAGUCUGAAAGUCAAUGAGAAGGCAACCAAGGAUUAUAUGGUGUUCAUCAAUGGUUCGUGGUUUACGGGUCACUCGAUAGCCCUUAAGGGCAACUACAAGGAUCGCAGCUCGCGUGUGCAGGCACUGCAUCAUUUGAAAAUGAUCGUGGAGAGUCCCUCGUUUGAAACGACCUCGCUAAACAUUGUUUACAGACGCAAUCAGCUGCUGAUCUUCUACGAUCUGCAGGCCAAAUACGGCAAGGAUCCGUACGGACUGACCGUACAAUAUGCAUCCAAUGCUCACAAUCGCAAUUCCAAUGCCGAGGUGCGCUUGAAGGUCAAGGAAAAGGAUUAUUGGAUCAAUUCAAAACUGUUAUCGGAGCAGCCAAAGCUGUUGCAGCUGGAGAUUCACAUGGACAAAGUUCGUGAUGUACACAUCAAAGUGGGCCUGCUGAACAUUGAAAAACGCAAGGAACUUUCCCUAGAGCUGAAGUGGGAUGCCAAUCGUGAUCCUUCGGAACGCCUAGGCCUGCUCGUCGAGUAUAACAAUCCGGGCAAUAAGCACUACGACGGCAACGUAAUGGUAACCUAUCCGGAACGAACAAUUAACUGCGGCUUUAACGCCUACACGGGUGGCCCCAAGUAUUAUGGCAAGGCACAUGCCUCAUGGAGCAUAACCGAAGUUAUUGAGUUCAGCUAUAAUGCGGGCAUUAUGCCGGGCAAGACCCUGCACAACUGGCUGCAUGCGGAGAUCAACACGCCCUUCGAGGGCUGGCGUACGAACACGCUGAGAGCUGGUGUUUACAAUAUGCACAACUUAAUAUUGAUUAACUCGACGCUUUCCUGGGCGGAAGAUCAAAAACUGCAGCUGGGCUAUAAGAGCGAUUACGACCUUCGUGAUCAGCUUGUUAGCUUUGAUGUGCGCUUUGGCAUCAACAGCACCAUCAAAGACAUACCCACCAUUAAUGUACGGGCUGUGCACUGGCAGGACCCUAAGAGAGUCGACACAGAUCUCUAUCUGAGUUACAAGGGACAGAACGAUACCUUCAACACCUACAGCAUCAAGUCCGAUUGGGACUUCGUACGAAAUCAGCGCUAUCAGAAUAUCUCCGGCACAGUCUCACUUGUCAGCCCCUUCGAGGGUUAUCGCAAGGGCGGGCUGGCGGCCGUGUUUAUGCUGAACGAUCAGCGCCAGGUGCAAGGAGCGGCCUCUCUGGAGUUUGAAGUUCGCGAGUUUACCCUCACAAUGGAUGGGUAUGUGAGAAAAUUUACGGAUAAUAUGCUCAUCAUAAACAUAACAACACCUCUGGAGAAGUUCCGCACCAUACACGGACGCCUUGGAUUGAAUGAGAAGAAGCGCCAUGCUGUGGCGGAGGUGCGAGCGCCAACUGCAGCACUGGGCAUUGAAGCGUUAGCGGACAUAAAGAAUCUACUGGAUUUUGAUGUUAAAUUGAGUUUGGCCACGCCCAUUGAGAGCUUCCAGCAAGCUGCCCUCUUGGCCAAAGUAAAUCCAGAGCGCGUAGACAUGCGUGGCAUCUGGAACAAUGCGACCUUGGGCUUUACUGGGGUCUGGCAUAUGGACAACAUGACUGACUUUGAAUACUCGUAUCUGGUGUUCACACCAUUGGUGGGCUUCGAGGAAAACGGAUUUAUUGUGCAGCUACUCAAGCGGGAUACCUUCAUAUUUAAGCUUCACGGCAAGUUCUCGCACUACAAGCUUGGCGUCAAGAUCAAUGGCAAUCCCAAGCCAAAGCUGGUCAAUCAACUGAGCAGCCAAAAGAUGCUGCUGGACUUGCACUUCGAUGAUGAUUUCCAGCCACCAAAAACUAUAUUAGAAGAGGGUGAGGAGGAAGACGAGGAUGAGUACAUCUCCUACUUUGUCAACUUCCAGGUGGACACUUUGGCGUGGCCCACCAUAAUUGGUGAAGUGGAUAUACAAGAGAAUGUGGACUUGUAUUUCGUUUUGGGCAGCGUGCAGCUCCCCCAGGGUCGUGUUGACUUUAGAGAUCGUCUGUACUAUCCCGACUAUAUCAAUGUGCUCAAUGUGCUCACCGUGUCCACACCGUUCGCCGAGGCCAACGAGUUGAAGUUCAUAUUUCAGUAUCACAUUGAUUUGUAUUUUAAUUCAUUCUAUCAGCGCGUGCACUUCAUGGUCAACGAUAUCCAAAAGCAGUCCCAGGAAAUGGGCUUCGAGCUUAACUACACCAAAGUGGUGGACAAUGUCAGGCCCAAGGCGCACAAUGUCCAACUAAAACUAAUUACGCCGUACGAGCAGCUGCCAGAAAUCAACAUCAAUGGCAAAGUAGAGCUCGAUGACAAUGCUUACAAAGGCAACAUCACCUCAACGACAGCUCACACACAUCUCUCCCUAGCUGCCGCUGUAGAGAACGAGGACAAUUUCCUGGAAACCUCAGUGGGCAUCUUGCUGGAAACGAACGUCAUUCCGCAUUAUGCUUGCAAUGCCUACUUUAAGAAGGACUUUUCGGCUGUGGACAAUAUUAUUGACAUACGGUUCCAGGUCACUGACAAUGGCAACGUCAAUAAGCUGCACAUUGAAACGGAUUGGCACACUGAUCCAGCCUAUUAUAUCAACGUCAAUGGCAAAGUGCAUACCACAAUGCUGCCACUGAAACUGGCUUCCACGUCAGUGCUGGCGACCAAAGGAUCUAGUCCGCAGCUAAAUGUCGAUUUGAACUUCCUAAGUCGCGAUGGUCAGAGCAUUUCGUAUGGUACGCGUGCUAACAAGAAGAAGGAUGUGUUCAAUAUUGAAGUGUGGACACCGCUGAAGAACUACAGAAAUAUCUCGAUGCAUGGCACCAUUGUUCGCAAUCAAAACGAUCCGAAACGAUAUGAUGUCAUCGGCAACUUGUAUCGCAACAUGGCCACAUAUGAUGUUAAGGGGGUCGUCCGUAUGAUUGAUACCCUGCCCAUAGAUGUCACGCUGCGUGUCCAGCCCAAGUCAGGUGGUCGUGAUGGCGUCAUUGAGUUGAACAUACAAGAGGCGGGCCCGAGGAAAAUACGCUUCUCUUUCAGCGCCAUUGAGGAUGGCAAAAUGUGCCAGGUAUCUGGCGGAUACAGCGUCAGCGGCAGCAAUGGACCAAUGGACUUCUCUGUAUUGGUGGAGAGCACCGAACCGGAAAUAGCGCGGAUUAAUUUUUAUGGAAAUCUGGUGCCAAAGGAGCAGGGACGCGUGGUGGGCGAUGUGAACCUGCAGACACCCUGGAAGCAGCUGGGUAUCGACUCGGUGCAUCUUCACUCCGAGGUGGGUGUACGCGCCGACGGGGGCAAGAUCGUUGGCGAGUAUCAGAUUGGCAAGCAUAUUGGACGCGGCAGCUGCUUGUGGUCUUGGAUUCUGGCUGAGAAUCUGCAGCUUGUACUGGAGAGCUAUAUGGAACGACCCGAAGCCCAACCACGCAUUGUGCACGCCAGCGCAAGAUACUUAAAUCCAGGCAAAACAUUCCAGCAGCUGCAAACAGGCGGACGUCUGAGCGUCGAUUCGAAAUGGAAUCUUGAUGUGAACGGCAGCUUGCACUACAAGUCCACGGACGAGUUUGAUUUCGAUGUGCUGACCCAACUGCCACUGCCCCUUGGCGAUACUCAUAAGCUGAGCUGCAAAUAUCGAGGCAAUGUUAUAAGCAAACAGUUGACAGAUCCCGAUAUCUACAUCUUGGGCGGCUACGAGGCGCUGGAAGCGCAGCGCACGCUCUCAGCGCAUCUCAACUAUCACAAUGACACUAAUGCUCUAAAGGGCUUGGCUCAUGUGGAGUGGGGAGUGAAGCAGGAUAUUUCGAUAGUGGAGGGUGACUUUACCCUGCUGCAAAAGCAAAACAAUCGCAGAGAGUUCGAAGCGAAGCUGACAACACCCAAGUUCAAGGGUGAGCACACGUUUGGAAUCAGCGGUCACUAUGACAAGCCCAAUGCGGAAUACCAUAACUUGGUCUGUGCACUGGACUAUCCGGCAAGUCGUCGCAUAUCCGAUCUGGAUGUGUCCUUUAACUCCCUGAGCAACAUGCAUGGUGCGGUGAACUCCAGCACACCCUUCCUGAAUGUUAGUUGGUUCAAAACAGACUUCGAGUUCACCACAAAAAGUGGACACAGCUAUCGUUAUGUUCGCUGCAAUUGGCCCAAGGACAGCGCCUUCUUCAAGCUGAGAAGCAACUAUGACAGCGAUAACACCAACCACAAUCUCAAUGGCAACAUCGAAAUUGAAGUACCAUUGACCACAAGGCAUCGUGGGGAUGUUUCCUACGGUUUGCAGGAACGUCCCAACUUGGAUUCGGGCAAUCUGAAGGUUGUGUACAACACACAACAAAUACUAGACGGCAAGUACAAGCGCGUGGAGCUACAGAAGCAUCCCAUCUACAAGGACACAACGGACAUUACCCUGGAGAAUGAUAUGAAGCCCCUGGGCAUACAUUAUGUGAAUUCAAGGGAUAUGCGGGAUCCGGCUGGAGCGCGGGAUAUCAAACACAUUGAACUCUUCGAGCUGCGCAAUACGAAAAACUUUAAUCUAACCGGAGAGCUGCACGUGCUGACUACGCUCACUGCUCAGGAGUUCAAGGUUGUGGCCGUGCAUCCUAAUCGUGCCGUCGUCCUGACCACAAGGUACGAGGAUGUCAAUCCACAAGUUGUCAAGCAGCACACCAAAAUCGAGCUAUCGGAGACAGCCUGGAUAGGCUACAACCUGGAGCUUGGCAACUUUAGCACGAAUGGCAAUGAAUCGCAGCGCUUUGCACUGGAACUCUUCUAUCCCAAACGCAAUCUGUCCGCGUCUGGCUGGUAUUACCUUACCGACAAGAAUUUCAACGCGGACUUGGCCUUGAAUUGGGCCGGCACUGGGCGUUAUGAAGAGUCCAGAAAUAUUCGCAGCAACUUCCAUUGGAAAGCGGAGCCUUUGCGUAAGGGAGAUCGUGAUCAUCAAAUAUUUGGCUGGACAGUGGCUCAUCCAUACCUCGAAAAGGACAUCGAUUGCAGGGCCAUAUACUAUCGUGGCUUGCGGGAUCUACUUCGGGCGCAUCUGACUAUCAACUACUCUGACAGUCCCGAACAGUUGAUUACGUUGGGCGCACAGCUGCGGGACUUAUACCAUGAAUUGGGUCACACAAACUACACGUUCAAGCUGUAUGGCUAUCAUCCGGCCUCUGAGCUGGACGUAGAGCUGAAUGGCACACUGGCCGCGCGUCCCUCGUACUACAAGACGGAGACGACAGCGCACUACAAGCGCGACUAUUCCCCCAUGUAUGGCAAGUUCCUGGCUCUACUGGAUCUCAAUAAGCGUGAGGUGGAAUACGAACGUCGCUCGCCAUACCACACGGUGCGCCUGUGGCUGCUGCCCACCACGCAGUAUCCUAUAUAUGGCUUGAAUGCGACUAUUUGGGAUACACCGGACACAAAUCACACGGGCUAUGUCUAUGUGAAUGUUGCGGAGCGUAAGGCACGCAUGGACUUCAACCUGACGGAGGAUGCCAGCCAGAAUCUGCAAAUGGUGGGCUAUAUACCCGACACACGCAGUGGUUAUCUGGACAUCUGGCGCAACUACGAGGAAAUCCGCAUUAUUGAUGUGAGCUCCUAUUUGAAAAUGAACCAUUCUCGUCUCAUCACAGGUCGCUUCCACUGGCGUCCGAGCAUUAAGAACGAGCUGCGCGAGAAGAUCAAUGGCGUGGGUAAUUCCAUAUAUAACUCCUUCUCCGAUGGCAUUGAUUUCUGGAUUAAAUCUGUCUACUCCGAAUCUGUGGACUCGGUGGGCGUCAUCUGGAGCACGGCCAAGGAGUACAAUAAAAAUUUCAUUGAUGACAUCAGCCAGCUAAGCGUAUUGGAAGAGGAUCUGAACGAUUUUCGCCUGUUUGUUAAUCAGUCGUAUGAGGCGAAUGAUUUCUACAUUAAAAAUGUAGUCAACUUUACACUGACCAUACUGGAUGAGCUGGCCAUCAGGGAUCACAUCGAGUCGCUGCCAAAGAUAUUCUCUGAGCUGUGGCAGGCCAUGGGUGACUCAGGCAAGGCGCUGCGUAACAGCAUUGUGUGGCUGAUAGAUACUAUAAAAACGACCUACAACAAUGUCCUGGACGCAAUCAGUCGCUUCUUCCAUGGCGAAAGCUUAAGCUACAUUUCAACGCUCAUGGAGAAGGGCAUAGAGAAGUACGAUAAGUUUGUCAAGGAGCUGCACAUCAAGUUCAUUAAGUACAUUGAGAACCUGUGGCACAAAUUCUGGCAUCUGGCGGAGACCUACUGGAAGAAUGUGCUCAAGCGAUUCGAGCCACACAUGUUUAAGAUCAUCAGCUUUAUAGAGACAAGCGCUUGGGAUCUGAGCAAGGAGGUGUUUGACUUCAUAUACAAACGGACCAACGAGCUGGCCGAGUCGCCCUAUUUCAAUAAGGUGUCCAGUUUUACUGCCGAUGCGGAACGCUUAUACAGGGAUAUACAGGCGAACGAUGCCAUCACGAAUAUUAAAAAGUACUCGACGCUGGCCUGGAACUUUAUCAAGGAGAAGUACUUUAAGCUGGUGCCAUUUGGCGCAGAGCUGAACGAGGUGCUCACCGAAAUCUGGCAAGAGAUCAAAGAGCUGCAGAAGAUUGAACAGGUUCAGAUCGUGGUACAAAAGUACAACGAAAUUGUGGCCAAAUUGGAGUGGAUUGCCGAUGAGCUGCAGCUCGAGUAUCGCAUUCAUCAGCUAUACGGACUGUUGCGCAACAAGCUCCGCACCUAUACGAUGAAUGCCCUGGAAACGGCGGACAUGUACAGAGAGGCCAAGACCAAGUUCGUGUUCGAUCCGGAGGUGGGCGUUAUUGAUCUGGAACAAAAGCUGCCCAUGUCCUGGCAUGCGUUCAAUGAGACACCCAAAUUCGAGGAGAUUCCAGAGUAUAAAAUGCUCUCCAAAGUUCAGAGCUUCCUAAGCGAAACAAACUCGUCCAUCAUCAUGAAGCUGUACAACAUGCGCGCUCAUCUAGAUCCCAAGACCUGGCUGCCACCCUAUUACUCACGCGCCUUGCUUAUCGACUCACGCCACUAUAUGACCUUUGACCAGCGUUUUGUGGGUCUCAAUCUGAACUUUGAGCAACUGGCCAGUAGUGGACGCAAUGGGCAGUGCAGCUAUUUGUUGGCUCAUGACUUUUUCAAGCGCAACUUUACUCUGCUGCUGGAACCAGCGACGCAACCGCUGACUGGUCAAGAAACAGGUGAAAUUUCCACGCGCAAGCUGAGUUUCAUAGCGAAUGGACAGUUUAUCGAGAUAGAUCUUGGCACGGAUCACAUCAGCGUUAAUGGCAAUCCACAGCCAAUAUUGCCACUCAAAUUGGGCGCGGUUAAUAUUUAUCGCGAGCUGGACAUUCUGUCCAUAAUCUCGGACACACAGUUCAGUCUGCACUGCAAUGUGCAAUUCGAUCUGUGCUGGUUCGAGGUGAGCGGGUGGUACUUCGCCAGGACGGCCGGAUUGCUGGGCACGCUCAAUAACGAGCCCUACGAUGAGUACACCAUGUCCAACAGCUUGAUUACGAAUCAAACGCAGCAGUUCACGGACUCCUGGAGCCUGCAGCACUGCCAGCAAACUCAGUUAGCUAGGACUGAGCCAACCAAAAAAGAAAUCAUCCAAAUAUGCAACAAUUUCUUCCGCUCGGGCAUUCUGUCCGCCUGCAGUGCUGUCGUGGAACCGGCACCUUUUUAUGAGAUGUGCCUGGAUCUGGGCAUGAAAUCACAGCCCAUUCGUCCUGGUCAUCCGGCCGUAAAGGGUGCUUGUGCUGCUGCCCUGGCCUAUAUUGAGACCUGUACCACGCUUAAGGUGCCCAUGCGUGUGCCGGAUCAGUGUAUAUUCUGCCAGUUGGCAAAUGGCUCGUAUGUGCCGGAGGGAACAUUUAUGGAGCUGAGCGGCGCUGAUAUUCCACGCAGCAGCGAUGUGGUCUUCAUUGUGGAGGCCAAAUCCUGCAAUGAGAAUCUCAAAGAGUCCAAGAGCAUUAUGAGCGUCGUUUCCAGCAUUGAGGAGCAAUUGCAGGCUGUCAAGUUAACCAACAAUCGCUAUGCAGUUGUGGCAUUUGGCGGCGUUGCCCCUUACGACAGGCCGCGGAGCAUUAUCUAUGAGCGUAAUGUGUUCACAUCGAAGCCCGAGCAGCUGGCCAAUUACUUCGCGCACAUAAAUACCGGCAAUGGCAGCAGCAGCGAUAUCCUAAUGGCCAUUUCAACAGCAUCCCGUCUGAACUUCCGGCCCGGCGUAUCUAAAACCUUCAUCCUGCUGUCGUGCAGCAGCUGUGCGGCUAAGGAUAUGCGCUUCGAUUACACCUCCAUAUUGCAGUUCAUGCUGGAGGAGGGCGUCAAUCUGCACAUUUUAGCGGACACGGAAUUCGAUUUUGAGCGCACGCGAAAACUGCGCCACUUCUUCGGCCUAGAUAGAGAGCUGGUCUACUCGAAACGCUUCCCCGAGGGCGAUGCCGAAACACGGAAACAGGUGCACAUACCCAAGAGCAACUUGGGCAUUUGCACACCGCUGGCGCUAGAGACAAACGGAUCGGUGUUCAGUGCACGCAAACUGGCGCCGGAGCGCAAGUAUCCGAUUAUGCGGCUUGCUACCAUUUUCGCCAAGCGUGUAGCCCAGAGUGCCACGCCUAUAGGCAGUCAAACUUGUGAGUGCUCCGGUCACAACUCGGGCGUAGCCUAUGUGGCGUGUUCGCCGCGUGCCUUACCCGAGGAAAAAGGCAACCUAGACGAAUAUGACGAUUUCCCCAACUGGGAUUGGGAUGUGGACGAACUGGAUGAAGAUGCCUAAACGCAUUUGAUUUAGUUUUUAUUUGAUUAGUUAAUUAAUUUUACGUAUUUUGGGGCAAAAGGUAGUUUUUGUCAAAAAACUCAACAAUAUUUUGUAAAAAUAAAUAAUAUAAUGC
This is a messenger RNA of Drosophila novamexicana, 13296 nucleotides long. RefSeq lists its product as uncharacterized. The transcript has 21 exons. Lineage: Eukaryota; Metazoa; Arthropoda; Insecta; Diptera; Drosophilidae. Bases 165 to 13181 code for a protein of 4338 amino acids. Gene Ontology annotation, molecular function: lipid carrier activity. Gene Ontology annotation, biological process: lipid transport. The record is from RefSeq and is a predicted model, not a curated record.